AUGGGUAUGCCUACAAGAAAACAGACUCAACCAGUAACGCAUGCCAGCCAAAACGACAUUGUGCAAGGCCUCGUUCCGCCAUAUCAACCCCGGUUCGCGAGCGUUAGCAACCAUGGUGUCAUCCACAGAGGAGAAGAGCGACCCACUUCACUUCUGCAAUUCAAAGAGUUGGACUUUGAGAUCAUAGAAGACGAUGAAGUGCUUGAUGAAGAAGCAACGGAUGGAUUUGAUGAAGGGGCAUACUAUCCCGUGAGCAUUGGACAGGUAUUUGACGCGAGAUAUCAGGUAGUUGGCAAACUUGGCUAUGGUGCCACCUCGACUGUUUGGCUCGCGCGUGGCAUUCAGAAGCACAGCUUCGUCACCCUGAAAAUCUAUACGCGGCACCCGGACAAUGAGGAUGAGGUCAAGAUGUACCAAUAUCUCAGUACCUGCAAGACAGCAUCACAUCCGGGCUCUUCGUGCAUCAGAACGGCCUUCGAAACCUUCGAGAUUCCCCGGUCCGGUGGACCACAUCACGGUAUUGUUCAGAUACCCCUUUGGGACAGCAUCGAAAAUCUGGUGGCCAGGAAUGGCACUCACCAAGCUUCAGCGGAGCUUCUCAAGCCUUUGUCGAGAUAUGUCUUUCUCGCUCUAGAUUACAUCCACACGGAAUGCCACGUCAUACACACUGAUAUUAAAGCGGACAACAUCCUUCAGACCAUUGAAGAUGAUUCGAUUUUACAAUCAUUCGUACAAGCUGGGCUUGGACAUCCUUCCCCUCGUAAAUCCGUCGGGGAUAAGACAGUCUACCUGUCAAGAAGCUUUGAUCUACCGAAGACGUUCGGGAAUCCUGUUUUGUCGGAUUUCGGCGCGGCGGUUCGAGGCGAUAUAGAGCACGAUGUGUUUGUACAGCCCGAAGCAUACAGAUCCCCAGAAGUCGCGAUGGAAAUGGAGUGGAGUUAUCCGAUCGAUAUAUGGAACGUCGGAUGCAUGGUAAGUCGCAAGGAUAAAGAGUUGUUCGUACAGUUCAUCAGGUCCAUGUUGCAGUGGAAACCUGAAGACCGCAAGACUGCUCGGGAACUUUUGGAAGAUCCAUGGUUGAACGGCACUGGAUGA
This is a messenger RNA of Pseudocercospora fijiensis CIRAD86, 1095 nucleotides long. RefSeq names its product serine/threonine kinase. Lineage: Eukaryota; Fungi; Ascomycota; Dothideomycetes; Mycosphaerellales; Mycosphaerellaceae. Gene Ontology annotation, molecular function: protein kinase activity; ATP binding. Gene Ontology annotation, biological process: regulation of mRNA processing; protein phosphorylation; spliceosomal complex assembly. The transcript is spliced from 5 exons. The record is from RefSeq and is a predicted model, not a curated record. The coding region runs from base 1 to 1095 and encodes 364 amino acids.